Molecule: messenger RNA, 4639 nt
Organism: Gigantopelta aegis
Lineage: Eukaryota; Metazoa; Mollusca; Gastropoda; Neomphalida; Peltospiridae
Exons: 3
Coding region: 99-704 (201 amino acids)
Cellular component (GO): membrane
Source: RefSeq, a predicted model, not a curated record
AGAUUAUUCAGGCGACAGGUGAGAUGACCCAAUAACAAAACAACGCUGGAUUGAAACUUCUGGUUUUUGAAAAAAGUUAUAAUAUUGAGACUUAAAAAAUGGGCAGAGCGACGGCAUUUAUCGGCAUUGGGUGCGUCGCCCUCGCCGUUCUGUGUAUGGUGUUGGCGUUCGCAAGUCCGUACUGGGUGGAAUCCUGGGGUAAAUUUCAGGGUCGGUUCGUGAAGAUCGGACUGUGGGAAGUGUGCUUCAACGACUACACCUUCUACAAGGAUUACAAUGGGAAACGCUACAAGGGCUGCUGGUACAUCUUCUCCAACGCCAUCAGACCCAUCUGGGAGUGGAUUUCUCCACCAUGGUUCAUCGCUGUACAGGUGAUGGUGAGCAUAUCGCUGCUGUUUGAAGUCAUUGUCGCCAUCUGCCUCAUCCUGUACCUCUUCAAGCUGUUCCCGUCCUACCUACAUACUGUGGUGAUGCAGGUGUCGGCCGGCGCAAUGGCCAUAUGUCUGCUGUUCAUCUUCAUAUCGGUGGUGGUGUUUGGUUUGAUGAAGGAGGACCGGGACUGGGUCCCACGACCCGACAUGAACUUCCUUUCCUGGUCCUACGGUCUGUGCUGUAUGUCUGGCAUCUUCUGCAUCGCAUCCAGCUACCUGCUCUUCAAGGCUUCCAAAGAGAGCAAAGAUGUCGACACCGUGUACAGAAGUUAAACUCUUGUUAACCAGCAUUGCCUUUAGCUAUCUUAUAUUCAUGACUAAGAACCAGGAGAGAGUAAAGAUGUUGAUGAUCACAGUUUACAGAAGUUAAACUCUGUUAACCACCAAAUUAUAUAUAUAUAUAUAUAUAAGACAUCCAUGUAUAAUAAUGGGUAGUCAAACAAAAUUUAUAAUGUAUAAUAUUGAGUGCCUCCCUCCCCCCAAAUAUAUAACCCUACUGAAUAUGGAAUUACCUAAAUAGUAUAGGUAUAUUUCACACCCAGCAAUAAAUGCAAUGAGCGUCACAUUUUUUUUACGUACAAUUUUGCAUCUGUUGCUAUUUUAACAAUAUUUGACAUUUGACAUAUGGGCGUGAAAUGUUCACUGAAGGUGGAAAAUAUCCAUAUUGUAAUGGGCAUAAAAUAUCAAAGUAAGAGUCCACAUACUUUUUUUUUUGUAAUACAAUUCCAUAAUCAUUAGGGUUAAUGUUUUAUUUUGGGCCGUCCAAUAUAUGUACUUCUUGUACAGCUGAUCUGCAAGUUAGUAGCAUAAGUAGCUGUAUGUUUCUAGGGGAGGUCCACAAACAAGUGGGGAAGGUGUGGAGCAGAUGAAAGUGAUGUGGCUAGCCAUUAUUAAAUGGAAUACAGCAAACUGUUUCGGGGGAGGUUAGAGUAGGGGAGAGAUAGUUCGGAAAUAAAACAAGCAUAUACACACACACACACACACCCCCCCCCGUACCUUUGUCAAAAAUGUCUGAAUAUCAUUUUUAUAUGACAUUUAAUGUAUAUCAGCACAACAGACUCAUGUUGAUCAACCUAUUGUGUACCCUGCCCACCCCUUUUUGAUCUCCUACUUGAACUUCAACUCGUUUUACCAUGCCCCUAUACCACUAAGGUUUCAGGCAUGUCCAUCCUGGGUCCCGUCUUUGGAUAGUCAGGGACUUGACCCGGGACAGAAUGUCCAACUCUUCUUACUAAUAACAUAUUGGUUACUUGGUAUCUUGUCUGAUCACAUUAAAGGGCAAUAACUCUAAAUAUUAUUUUAAUAUCUGAAGAAGGUAUGGGCUAAACUUCAAUAUUACACAUUGUUGCUGCUCAAAAAUCUUUGUAUAACAAUGAAUAAGUUUUAAUAAUUUAACGUGGUAUAGCAUAUGCUUUUUAACAUAUUGGGUUGUGAUAAAAACUAAAUAUAUGUGAUUUGGUGCUGAAUACAUCACACAAAUUUAAUUUUUUUUAUUGCCAUAGUUCCACUUGACUUGACUUUAAUCUUUUAACAUGCUCCUAUAUCCCAGAGGUUUCAAGCAUGUCUAUCCCAGGGCCCCCGUCUCUGGAGGCCACGGGCCGGCUCCGGGACACCCAUAGUUCUACAAUAUUUUUUUAAUAAACAAUAUAUACACAUUUCUCUUCAAAUCAUUCACAACUGCUUGAGUUCAAUUUUGAUUGAUGAUGUAUAUUACAUCUGUAUAAAUAUAUAUAACACUGUUGUACUAAUGUGUAUUUUGUAUGAACGUAAUCAAACAAAGUAUUCGUUAAACACUGAAAUAUGCACAAUUUGUGAUUAUAUUUCUUUUGUAUAUAACUGUAUUUCCUAAUUUUGUUUUAUUUAAACCAAAUUUAGUUCAAAUACAGAUAACAUUUUAUUUCAUGUUAAAUUUUUUUUUAUUAUAUAUUAACGGAUACUUUGUAAAUGGUUACAUUUUUAAUAUGUUAUUUACUUGAAAAUUGCUUGGUAUUCCAUUAGUUUGGAAUAGAAAAACUCAUAACAUUCCAAUUUGUAUAUAAAUAAAACAUAUCCAUGUAUUCAGGAAUAGAUUAGUGGAUGUCGACAUAUUUUUAGUAAUUUGUUUAUAGUAUGACAUAAAUGUUGUAUUUACCUAUGUGCAAUCUGGAAAAAAGGUUAACUAAUCUAUGUAAUAACAUUACAUUUGAAGAGUUCAGAUGCAAAAACUGAUAAAUCCAUUUUUGUAAUUUUCUGUAAAACAUAAAGUCCACAAUGGGCGAUCUUAAUUUGAAAUAAGUAAAGUAAAUAAAGAACAGAAUUAAAAAAAAAAACAAGUAUGAAAAUCAGAACAUAACGCCUUGAACUGACUAAUAAUAGCAGAAGUCGGUUUUUAGAUCAAAUCGCAUUUAUCGGUUUUUGCACCUAAACUCUUUCAUUUACACAUGAACAUAUAAUGGAGAUACUAACAAAAGUCACAUCAGACUGAGCUGUCGGUAAACUGGAUUAUGUUCAUUACGUGGAUUUCAUUAUCUGGUUCAGUUUGAAUUUUCUACUAGCUAUUAAACUGACCUUCCAUUCUAAAUUGCGAUAUAUGAAAAGAGCAGACUGUAAUAACAUUUGGCUUAAGACUUUAUUGACAAAAUCUCCGUAAAUAAAAUGUGUUGGGUGUGUCGUAAAUAAAACAAUUCCUUCCUUUUAUUAACAAAUUCAGAGACAAAUUGCUACCCAUUUUCAGUCUUCACCACGAGCACCUGAAGAUCAUUCUCCUAAAAUGGUGCUAGGCAAGCAGUCACAUGUAGUUUUGAAUAACAUUUAUGAACAAAUUUAUUGAGUUGUGAUAAAUUUUCCACUUUCCAGGGGAGUGUAAUUAAUAACUCGCCUUUCCUGGCAAAGACUGCAUUUUACUUGGUUAAAACAUGUAGUUUUGAAUAACAUUCGUUGAAAAAUGUAUUGCAUGGUGAUAACAUUUUCACUGUUCCAAAACUUUCCAGGGGAGUGCAAUUGAUAAAGCAACCCUUCCUGGUUAGUUAUUAAUAUUUUUUGCACAGCAUUCACCAAAAAUGGUAAAAAAAUAUUUUAGAGAUCUAGAUUGCUCCUGGGUGUUAGAUUUAAACUCUUAAAUAGUAGAUGAUUUUGCAUCUAGUAUUUAUCAAAAAUGGUUUUAAUGCAUUGCAGUUACGUUAUGUUUUACCUUUGUCAUAAAUUUUGCAUUUGUUUUAUCUUUUUUUAAUAUAUUUUUUUGUAUUGUUUUAAGACAUUAAUAUUUUAAAACUAAAAACUUUUUUUUUCUUCUUGAAAUAUUAGUACAUUUUUUAAAGAGGUGAACUUAUUUAAUUAUUGAUAUUAAAAGCUUUCCAUAUAAUUUUACUACAUAGUUAUUUUAAUUUGUUUUAAUAACCGAUUUUUAAAUAGUGAAUAAAAAAAGGAACUUACUGUUAUUUUAACUAUUGUCCUUAAUUAGGGCUACCUCUAGGUGACCAGAAAAUUUCGCCAAAUUGUCUAUUAAACUUUAAAAAAUGUUAAAACACAGUUAUUUACUAACAAUAUCAAUUAUUAUAUACUAGUCUUAUUCAACUUACCGUACUAGCACAAUAACAAUGCUAUAUGACCCUGAUUUAUAACCUCCACUUCAUAUACGGUCUACCCAUGCGCGGGUGUAGGCUAUACAUCCGGCAAGGGGAGAUAAUUCUGCAGUGGAGGUUAUAACUCAGGGUCGUAUAGCAUUGUUGUUGUGCUAGUACUAUGUAAGUAUGAAUAAUAAUGAAAAUUAAGAAAAAAAAUUUCUCAAAUUAUUUCGCCAAUGGUUUUUAAAAUUCGUAAAAUUGGCGAAUUUGGCGAGUGCCAAAUCUAUCCCUGCUUAAUGCUUCGCAUGUUCAUUACGGUAUGCUUCAACUAUAGCAGUCUUAUAACAUUUUUAUAUUCAGGAUCCAAAGUUUUCAUUUUCAUUAUUAUAUGAAUUAGUUCUAAAAAUUCAUUUUUUAAUUUAAAAUCUUUUUUUAAAAGAAGUAGAACAACAUUCCAAGAAAAAAAAAAAGAAUCAAAAUUACCCUCCUGAUUUGUUUUAAUAUUGUUUUUUAAUUUUACAUUCCACAAAAUAAAUGCAUUGUAAAUAAUAUUAAUACAGAUGCAGUGAGUAGUACAAAUAUACUGGUUUUGUGCUCAUUUGUCAUAUCAUUAUGCAUUGUAAAUGUAAGAGGACAUUUUUUUUACAUUAAAAUAAUUAAAUACCA